Molecule: messenger RNA, 1659 nt
Organism: Equus quagga
Lineage: Eukaryota; Metazoa; Chordata; Mammalia; Perissodactyla; Equidae
Product: probable bifunctional dTTP/UTP pyrophosphatase/methyltransferase protein
Exons: 5
Molecular function (GO): O-methyltransferase activity
Source: RefSeq, a predicted model, not a curated record
GUCAGCUAGACGGUGUUGGCGUUCGCCUCUCAACGGUGCCGAGCGGCUCCCUCCCUCCCGGGUGUCCCCGGGGCCCCCCACCCCCACCCCGAGAGACCCCCCCCCCCCCACCCCCCCUCCUCCCAGGUUACAGCAACACAGAGACGGCCAACCUGCACCUGACAUCGGACGGGGCGUACUCCCUCCGCGGCCUCGUCCUGCACCACAGUGACCACCCCUGGGACCUCUCCGCACGCCCGGAGUCGGCCGGCCGAGAUGGGGCCGACCCCCCCGACGGGGCCCUGGGCGAGAGGGCGGGACCCCCGAACCAGGCGUCCUGCGCCCACAGCGAGGAGACGAGGCUGGGGCUCCUGCGGGCCAUGCACAGCCUGGCCAAGCUGACCGCACGCCACGUGGCCACGGCCUUCGACCUGUCCCGCUUCGCCUCUGCCUGCGACCUGGGAGGCUGCACGGGCGCCCUGGCCCACGCGCUCGCCCGGGAGCACCCGCGGCUCCGCGUGACCGUGUUCGACCUCCCAGAGGUCCUCCAGCACGUCGCGGGUUUCCAGCCCGACGGACCGCGCACGGAGCAGGUCAGCUUCCUGCCAGGCGACAUCUUCGAAGACAGCCUCCCGGAGGCCGAUCUGUACGUUGUCUCCCGAAUCCUGCGCGACUGGCCGGACGGCAAGGUUCAUGAGCUGCUGAGCCGCGUCGCGCGCGCCUGCAAACCAGGCGGCGGCCUCCUGCUGGUGGACGUGGCGGCGGGGCCCGAGGCGGAGGCGGAGGCGGAGGCGGAGGGGCUGCGGCGGCGGGGCGGCGGGGAGCGGAGCGCGGCCGUCUACGCGCACCUGCUGCGGCGCCUCGGAUUCGCGGACGUGCGCGCGGCGGGCGCGGGGGGCCGUCCGCUCGCGCUCCUGGGCACCCGGGGCGCCCCCUGACCCGCGCUGUCCCGGCCCCCGGGCUGCCCCCGCGGGAUGCAUGAGUCCGGCCCCAAGGCCCGCUCCCUGGUGGGCUGGGAAAACGGGGUGCCGUGGGGGCGGGGGCGGCCCCCACGCCUCUCCCACCGCCCGCCGUCCUCGCGCCUCCGCCACCUGCGCCCACGCAGGGCCCUAUGAUUGACAGUUCCGUCGGCCACGCCCACCCUGCACCGCGCGUGCGCGCGCCCAGCCUCCCCUCUCUGCAGGGAGGGGACCCCCGCGCCCACCCGGCCAGGCUCUUCCCGCCAGUGUCGCUGAUCCGUGUUGGGCAAACAGCAAGCCCCCGCGAGGAACUCGGCACAGCAGGCAGCUGCAAGGGUGGAGCACCUUAGACGGGGCUGUUCGGAUACAAGGUCGCCAUUAGGAAACACUGUCACCAGUAGAGACGAUUUCUGAAACAGACUGUAACCAAAAAAAAUUAGGAGCGCCACCGGAAGGACCUGCAACUGGAACACACGACCAUGCACUCGGGGCUUUCGGAAGAAAAAGGAAAAAAAAAAAAAAUUAUUAGAAAAAACGCCCAACUGUGCGAUGGGGUCACCUUCCGACCGGCCCCCCUGUGGGUGUGACAGGUCAGUCUCGCUGUCCAGCUCAGGCCACCACAGGUCACGAACGGACAGACCUACGGGCCUUUGGAUAAACUGUUUCUCUGUGGAAGAUAUUUUAAAUAAAUUCAACACAAAUUACGCAUUUUAUAUAUAAA